Molecule: messenger RNA, 1895 nt
Organism: Sitodiplosis mosellana (orange wheat blossom midge)
Lineage: Eukaryota; Metazoa; Arthropoda; Insecta; Diptera; Cecidomyiidae
Gene: PIG-T
Product: GPI transamidase component PIG-T
Exons: 4
Coding region: 1-1779 (592 amino acids)
Biological process (GO): attachment of GPI anchor to protein
Cellular component (GO): GPI-anchor transamidase complex
Source: RefSeq, a predicted model, not a curated record
AUGUAUCGUAAAAUAUUAGUUGUAAUUUGUUUAUUAGUAAAAUUUCACGAUCUCAAUGCAUCGUCUUCCGAUAAAUUCAAUGAAGAAUUAUUUGUGAAAGCCUUACAUUCCGGCCAUGUGUAUACGUAUUUCCAAUUUACAACCGAGUGGUUACUACAAAGCAACGAGAGCUUUUAUCACACGCAUUUAGUAGCUCGACCAUUGGCUGAGAUUAUUGCAAAAUAUGACUUGAUGGAAUUGCACGUGAGUUUGUCCAAUGGACUAUGGCGAUAUGAACAUUGGGGAUAUCCAGUUGUCGAUGCACCGCCUGGAGCUGAAGUGACUGUGUGGUUUAAUGCCGAAAAUCGUACCGAUGAGUACAUCGAUGCGCAAUGGAAAGAGUUGUGUGGUAUUUUGUCUGGACUAUUCUGUGCAUCGUUCAGUUUCAUUGACAAAUCGAAUACUGUUGAGCCCGAGUACACAUUUCGGCCGACAUUUUCACCGGGCACCGGCAAAGCAAAUCUGAAUAGUGUCGACACAAAUAAAUACCGCAUUCGAUAUGCAACACUGCCGCGUGAAAUUGUGUGCACGGAGAAUUUGACACCGUGGAAGAAAUUAUUGCCCGGCAAUAAACACGAGGGAAUAAGAUCGCUUCUGAACUCAGGCUACAUUCAUACGACUAAUUAUCAUUCGCUAGGUUUGCAUGUGCGUCGUUUGGCUCGAUCGCCGGCUAAAUCUGCACCAGAACCAGGCCAAUUAUUGGAAGUGUUGGAGAUCAAACAAACAGUCAAUUUGGUAUUUGACACAAGAAUCGUAUCAAAUUCGAGAGACUGGUCAAUUCGAAAGCUCUUCGGCCAAGGAAUGGAUGGUGCUCAUGGAUUGGCUGAAAGUAGUAAAAUCUAUGUUGAUAUCACCGAUGCCAGUUUUAAGCUAACGCCCGAACCUACGGAGAUCAUUUCAUCGCAAAGAGGCGGAGCAACAACAACAUUUGCUGUUUAUGAUGCCAAAAACAAGUUCAAUCGGCAAUUAUUUUCGAUUGCUGGCAUUUACCCAACUGAAGAUGAAACAAACAACGUUCCAACUGUUAGCAUAUCAGCUCCACCGCCACUCUAUGCCCAUCGAUUCCUUUUGGGUGUCGGUCAAGAGCGUGGAAAAAUUCUUACCAAAAUCACAAACACGCAUUGGGCCACAUUGAAUGUUGUGCUGCAGGAGAAUUUACCUUGGUUUGUACCGGUCUAUUUGCACACGCUGACAAUCACAGUGAAUGGAGUUGAUAAGAAAAUCGAAGCCAAUGCCAUCAAAUACAAGCCAGGCAAACUGCGAGAACAACCAUCCCAGCUGGAAAUUGCAUUUAAAAUCCCGAGCCGAAGCACAGUCGAUGUUGCCAUUGACUUUGAUUAUGUUUUUCUGAAGUGGCUUGAAUAUCCACCCGAUGCAAACCAUGGUCAUUACAUCGGAUCAGCCAUUUUGGUGGCUCAGUUGCCUGUUGCUAGGAACUACACAGCCAUUCCAAUUGAUGGCCAUUUGUUUGCGGACAGUUUCAAUGCCAGCCGAUCGCAGGGAUACUUGGUGACAAUUCGUACUGAGUCGCUUUUGAUUACAUUGCCAACUCCCGAUUUUUCGAUGCCAUACAAUGUCAUUUGCUUAGCAUGCACCGUAGUUGCCUUGGCAUUCGGACCCAUUCAUAACUUUUCGACCAAGAAACUUACCUACAGCAAAAAAUCCAAAACUGGAGAAGAAAGCGAUGCACCAAAGUCUUUAUUAGCCAAAGUCAAAGCACUCUUGUCAUUCAAAAAGUGAAAAUUCGCACAUAAAGUUGAUUUUUAAUCCCGUUUUGUUGUUUUGAAGCAGAGAAAAAGUGUAGAAUUUUUUUAAAUGAAAAUAAAGAAAAGUAUUGAAAUUUUAUUUUAAAAAAA